UGUCGUUCAGUGCUCUAGGGAUAACGUUCGCCAAGUAGCGGGUCAAGCGGCGGGAUGACUGCAGUGCCUCGUGGAGCGCGGAAAACCCGGUGAUAGAUGAGAGCGUGAGGCUGAAAGGAUAUCUGGAAGCCACAAAGCUGCCCCUCUCAUUCCCCUCUUGGUCGCGCUGCAUUGUGUAAUACCUACUCGCCAGUCACUACGGCGCAUAUCAGUGCUCAGUGCCCACCUCACUGAUUGCCUCGAGCUAGCAACCUAGCCUUCCCCAUAUUAUUCCUCGUCUAGUCUCGUGUCCAUCGCCUCCGCCCUUAUCACUUCGCCCUGUACCACCUAUGUCGCAUCCGCCUGAGCACCCCGCAAAACAGACAUCGACGCCCUCCACGCCCACAGCAGACAGCGGCCCCUCUCAUCCUGGCUUCUACACCUCGCGCCCCACGCUCGCCGUCCCCGCCGCCCCCGACGACGCUCGCCCAGCGCCCGUCAAGUAUAUGUCAACGCCCGCAUACCAGAGCCCGCUCCGACACCACCGCCGAGCUGCGUCCAGUACUAGACACGUGAAGGAAACCCUCAAUGCGCGCUCCGAGUACAGUAACAGCGAAGAUGACGGCACCGCCCAGCACCGCAUCAACCAAUACCUGAUCAAGCAGGAGAUCGGGCGAGGCUCCUUUGGCGCCGUCCACCUCGCCGUCGACCAGUAUGGCCAGGAAUAUGCCGUCAAAGAGUUCUCCAAGUCGCGCCUGCGCAAACGUGCCCAAUCAAACCUCCUCCGCCGACCCAGCAAUCGACGACGCGCCCUGCCUGCCGGCAUUGGGUUCAAUUCCCCACUGCAUCGACACUCGUCUACCGAAGGAGAGAACAAUGCCUUUGAAUUGAUCAAGGAGGAGAUCGCCAUCAUGAAGAAGCUCAACCACCCCAAUCUGGUGUCACUAAUCGAAGUGCUCGAUGACCCAGAGGAAGACUCGCUGUACAUGGUCAUGGAGAUGUGUAAGAAGGGCGUGGUCAUGCAGGUGGGCCUUGAAGAGCGUGCAGAUCCCUAUAGUGAAGAGCAGUGUCGAUGUUGGCUGCGGGAUAUGAUCCUCGGCCUCGAAUACCUUCAUGCACAGGGUAUUAUCCAUCGUGACAUCAAGCCCGACAACUGCCUCGUCACCGAAGACGACGUGCUCAAGAUUGUCGAUUUCGGCGUGUCGGAAAUGUUUGAUAAAGACGGCGAGAUGAAGACAGCCAAGUCAGCGGGAUCGCCAGCGUUCAUGCCGCCAGAGCUGUGUGUUGCCAAGCACGGUCACGUCUCUGGCAGGGCUGCCGACAUCUGGUCCAUGGGCUGCACACUAUACUGUCUGCUGUUCGGCCGGAUCCCGUUCGAGAAGCACGGCAUGAUUGAGUUGUACCAGGCGAUACGGAUGGAUAAGGUCGAAUUCGACAGCCCCUGCAAUGAUGAGCUCAAGGAUCUCCUCAUUCGACUGCUGGAGAAAGAUCCAAAGAAGCGGAUAAAUAUCGAGCAGCUUCGAGAACACCCUUGGGUCACACGACAAGGCGCCGACCCUCUACUGCCUAAGUCAGAAAAUGUCGCCGUUAUAAUAGAACCGCCCACUGAUGAAGAAGUCAAUGCUGCCAUCACUGGAAACAUGGGUCAUCUCGUGACAGUGGUUCAAGCAGUGAAGCGUUUCAAACAACUACUCUUCAGGCGGAGACCAGAGCGCCUAGAGGGGAUACUUGGUAGUGCCUCGAGAAUCGUACAGCCUCCACUGUCUAUGAGACCUUCAGCACUACGAAAGUCGAAAUCGCAAGACACAGAUAACCGACAUCCUGUGGAAGGAGUUCUCGCCGCAGAAGGGAUCCAUCGAGACGUCGACAGCCACGACCGCUUCCGCGAAGAAGCAUUCGCUACACGACUCGCGCCGAAACGCUCGACCAUCACCAGAGCAAAUGCGCCAAAUUCACUAAGUCCUACUGACGCUAACGUAAUCCACGACAACAUGUCCCAUAGGCCUUCCGCAACAACUUCCAUCUCCACACCCAACACAUCAACAUCAGGACCCUCCACACCGAUUGGCAAGGGCCAUGCCCACGACCCUCUUGAAGACACACUGUUCCUCAACAUCGGCACCGGCGAGGACUCCGCAUCCGCAGAUACCUUCUUCGUCUCCGAAUCACCCUCCAACGUCGACAUCAACGUUUACGAAGCCGCCUACGAAGAAGAAGUCCAACGCAUCAUCGCUCAACGCAAAGACCAACACCGCCGCCCCACGCUCUACCUCACACGGCGCGUCGAGGACAUUAAGCGCAUUCGCGACAGCGACUGCGUGUUCGACGACGGCAAAGACCUUGGCCGCGGUCUGAAAGGUGGGUUUAAGGACUUCGUCAAGAAGACUAAAGAGGACAUCGAGGCGAGAGGCGAGCUGCAGAAGCUGCAGGAGGGUAAAGAAGGGAAGCUGGGCCGUACAAUGCGCAACGUGAGGGAGGCGAAGAGGCUGGUUGAGGAGGCGAGGGAGAGAGUUAAGAUUGAAGAUCGCGAGAGGGAGAGAGAGAGGAGUAGGAGUAGUACGCCCGUGCCAAGAAACAACAGCUCGGGCAGUGUGACGACAAGGAUUAGUCGGAGUGGGACGCCGGUUGGGGGCGGUGCUUGACGAAGAUGCAUAUACGUAUCAGGCGUUAUGGGUUCAUGGAGUUACUUUGUACGAAUGAUGUAUUGAGGGAUCGACGGUUGGGACGAGGGACUUGCAUGAGCUGAGCGGGCUUGGCUUGAAGCAUCAUAAACACGGCAUAUUACCUUCUUCUUCCUGAAACAAUUGACAAUCACAC
This is a messenger RNA of Macroventuria anomochaeta, 2796 nucleotides long. RefSeq names its product Pkinase-domain-containing protein. NCBI's taxonomy places the organism in Eukaryota, Fungi, Ascomycota, Dothideomycetes, Pleosporales, Didymellaceae. The transcript is spliced from 7 exons. Gene Ontology annotation, molecular function: protein serine/threonine kinase activity; ATP binding. The record is from RefSeq and is a predicted model, not a curated record. Gene Ontology annotation, biological process: protein phosphorylation; intracellular signal transduction. Gene Ontology annotation, cellular component: cytoplasm. Bases 330 to 2621 code for a protein of 763 amino acids.